This is a messenger RNA of Darwinula stevensoni, 2352 nucleotides long. The record is from the annotation of a GenBank genome assembly. Lineage: Eukaryota; Metazoa; Arthropoda; Ostracoda; Podocopida; Darwinulidae.
UUACCUUUCUUUCAGUUUUGAUCAAGUGUGCUUGUGAUUCAUUGAGGCAUGGCUGAUGUAGCAGAUGUAGAUAUGGAUGAUAUUGGGACUGCUGUGAAAGCUGAUGAUGAAACAGUGAAGGAUUCUUGUGAGACUCACUUUGAUGUGUCAGGGGAGCAGGGGAGGGUAGAAGAUGAUCUCAAAGUGAAUGGAGUCCAGGAUGUCCAGAAUGUGGGUGAAGUUGUUACAGAAAUGUCAGAAGGGGUUCCUGAUGGGGGCACUAGUGAAACUGCUUCACGGAAUUUAUCUGAGGGUGAUAAGAGUAAAGAAGAUCUCUCGUAUGAAGGAAGUCUAAAAACCAUCGAUAAUCUGGAUACAGAAGAUGUGAAGUCUUCUGAUGUUGAUGAAUAUGAAAAGACAGCCACACAAAGUCAAGAUGAAGCAGAAGAAAUGGAACCUGAAGAUGAAAUGUUCCGCAAGAGCUCGCUCCUCCUUACGGAUAGACCACGGACAUCCGCAAAGAAACUGAAGGAUUUGGAGAAAUACUGGAAGCCACUGAAGGAGGAUCCAAAUGAUUUUACUGGUUGGACAUACCUGCUUCAGUAUGUCGACCAAGAGAGUGAUGUUGAAGCAGCUGAGGAGGCUUAUGAUGAAUUUCUCAGACGCUACCCAUAUUGCUAUGGUUAUUGGAAGAAGUAUGCAGACUACGAGAGAAGGAAGUCUACCAAGAAGGCCUGUGAAGAGGUUUUCACAAGGGGCGUGAAGGCAAUUCCUUUGAGUGUGGACCUCUGGAUUCAUUACCUCAACUAUCUCAAGAGUCAAUAUGGUGCUGAGGCAGCCUGGAUUCCACACAUCCGAGAAGUGUUUGAAGAUGCUGUUGCAAAAUGUGGCCUUGAGUAUAGGUCAAGCAAACUAUGGGAUUUGUAUAUCAAGUGGGAAAUUUCUCAAAGGAAUUUCCAUACAGUCUUCACACUGUAUGAGCGUCUCCUUCAAAUCCCCACUGUGCAGUACAAGCAGCAUAUCGAAGCUUUCACAGAGUUUGUGAACACACACAAUCCAAAGGACAUUCUGGCAGUGGAUGAGUUCUUGGAAUUGAGAAAGGAAGUCAUCCAAGCCUUUAAGGAGAGUCAGGGUGGUGUGAGCCCUGCUAUGGAAGAGACUGUUGGAGAUGACAUCCCUCCAGGAUUAGAGGAUGAGGAACCUCCUCCUGGUGCUGAUGAUGAGAGUGCUCCUCCUACUACUUCUUCUGUUAAGAUGUUGAAGCGACCAUAUUUCCAUGUGAAACCAUUGGAGAAGGCACAGCUGAAAGUGUGGAAACAUUACCUCAAGUUUGAAACAGAGGAAGGGAGUGAGGAGCGGAUCCAUAUCCUCUUUGAGCGUUGCCUCAUUGCAUGUGCUCUGUAUGAGGACUUCUGGCUCAUGUAUAUAGGGUACUUGCUAGAGAAGAAUGAGGGACCAGAAAUCAUAAGGGAUGUGUUUGAGAGAGCAUGCACCAUUCAUUUGCCCAAGAAGAUCAAUAUCAACCUGAAAUGGUCUGCUUUUGAGGAAGGUCAAGGGAACUUUGAAAAGGCAUUGGAUGUCCUGCAGACAUUGGAAGGAAAUAUGGGACCAACAACUCAGGUUGCUUUUCGCUGCAUCAACCUCUGCAGACGUAGCAAUCAGCUGGAAAAUGCUGAAGCCCUUUUCCACAAAUACAUAGAUUAUUAUGAGAGAAAGCAACUGAAUCCAGAGGCAUGCAGUUUCAUCCUGAAGUACUCUCGUUUUAUCUAUCGGGUUUUGCAAGAUCCUGAGAAGGCCAUGGCCAUUUUACGUGAUGCCAUCAUCAAACACAAGGAUAACCCACGGAUACACCUCCAAGCUGUGGAUACCCUUCUGCAUGACUACCCCAACACAGAGAAGGAGAUAGUUGGUAUCUUCGAUGCUGUUGUGCAGAACCAAGAUUUCCCCCCACAGUUCCGUCUCCUCUUCUCCCAGCGCAGGGUCGAGUUCCUGGAAGACUUCGGCACUGAUGUAUCCAAGCUACAGGCGAUGAUGGAUGCACAUCUAUCUCUCCUUCGUACACUGCGAGAAGACCGAAAGAGAACUUUGGAUGAGGAAGACAAAUUGGAUGCAGAUCAGCCAACAAAGCGAACAAGGACAUCUUCAUCAUCGUCCUCAUCAUCCAGAGUUAAUUCAAAGUCAUUCCAGCCACAACAAAUCUCCACUACCAGUCAGCAGAAGGGAGCCACUGUGCCAUCCAGUCAAAGCUAUGCUUAUCAAUAUCAAACCCCAUACCAGCAUGGCUACUCAUACCCUUAUCCUUAUCAGAACUGGAACUAUGGAUACAACUACUCACAGGGUGGCUGGGGAGGCUACAGUUAUUACCAGCGUUGA